Molecule: messenger RNA, 1276 nt
Organism: Centruroides sculpturatus (bark scorpion)
Lineage: Eukaryota; Metazoa; Arthropoda; Arachnida; Scorpiones; Buthidae
Gene: PCID2
Product: PCI domain-containing protein 2-like
Exons: 13
Coding region: 152-1213 (353 amino acids)
Biological process (GO): post-transcriptional tethering of RNA polymerase II gene DNA at nuclear periphery; transcription elongation by RNA polymerase II; poly(A)+ mRNA export from nucleus
Cellular component (GO): transcription export complex 2
Molecular function (GO): double-stranded DNA binding; RNA binding
Source: RefSeq, a predicted model, not a curated record
UUUUGAAAUGUGACUUACAAAUAUAUCAAAAGUGAAAUUGAACAAUUUCAAUGAAAAUUUGAAAAUUUAAACAAAUACAAAGCUUUGAGCUUUAUAAAACUACGAAUCUAUUUGCUAAAAUAUAUUUGGGAAUAUCUGAACACAAGGAAUAAUGGCGUAUAUGAGUUUAAAUCAAUAUUUGCAGCAAAUCGACGAACAUUUACAAUCUGGAAUGGGACAGCAAGCAAUGGAACUUUUAUCUUGUCAACAUCUUCAUAUGGUCAGUCCACACCUCCAGUUAGAAAACCCUGAAAAUAUAGUACAGAAAAUUGUAGAAGAACCAUGGAAUGAUAUAGUCUCAUUUCAUCUCAGAUGUAUUACAGCAAUCAAUAAUCAUGAUUUUGUAGAAGCUUACAAAUUUCAAUCAAGUCUUGUUCAAACAUUUAUAAAAAUUCUACAAAGCCAGAAAGAUGAAAAUUGGGCCCUACCAGUUAUGUAUAGAGUGUGCUUAGAUCUUAGAUUGAUUGCAACAAGUGCAGAUUUACAAUUAGCUAAAAAAGGAAAAGGUAAACCAGGUGAAACACUUGAAAAAGCUGCUGAAUUAUUAAUGGGUUGUUUCAGAGUAUGUGCUAGUGAUAAUCGUUCAUCUCAAGAAGAUUCCAAGCGAUGGGGAAUGUUAACUCUAGUAAAUCAGUUAUUCAAAAUAUAUUUUAAAGUAGCUGAAGAUUAUCUUUCAUAUGCAUUUAAAAAUUGCAGUAAUCAAUCACCAAGAAAUAAGAGACUUACUCUUAUUUAUUUAAUACCUGUCAAAAUGUUGCUGGGCCAGAUGCCAAAAAUUGAAUUGCUUCAAAAACAUGAUCUGAUGCAGUUCAGUGAUGUUGUUAAAGCUGUUGUAGAAGGUAAUUUAUUAAAGUUGAAUGAAACACUCUUAUUGCAUGAAUCAUUUUUCAUUAAAUGUGGAAUAUAUUUAAUAUUGGAGAAGUUGAAAAUUAUCACUUAUCGAAAUCUUUUCAAAAAAGUAUAUUUGUUAAUGAAAACUCAUCAAAUCCCCAUUGAAGCAUUUUUGGUUGCAUUAAAAUUUAUGAAAGUUGAAGAUAUUGAUCUAGAUGAAGUACACUGUAUAUUAGCUAAUUUGAUUUUUGAAGGAAAGAUAAAAGGAUACAUUUCGUACCAGCACAAGAAACUUGUGGUCAGCAAGCAGAAUGCUUUUCCUCCUCUGUCCUCCUUGACUUAAAUAUCAUUUAUAUUAAUGUAGCAUGCAAUUUUUGUAUGAUAAAUAAAAUUCUUAAAAAGAUAA